Dracunculus medinensis (Guinea worm) is the source of this 1680-nucleotide messenger RNA. The record is from the annotation of a GenBank genome assembly. NCBI's taxonomy places the organism in Eukaryota, Metazoa, Nematoda, Chromadorea, Rhabditida, Dracunculidae.
UUUUAUAUAGGAUUUAUAUCCGGUUUUCUUUGGGGCAUCUAUAUAUCCUUUAUCAGCCUUUUGUAUUUUUUUGUAUCAGAGCCAAUCACUAAUAAUGGUAACCAUCAUCGUAAACUUUCUGAUUUGAAAAUAUCCGAAAUGUGCGAUAUUGAAAAGGAUGCGGAAAACGGAUGGAUGAAUGAAUUAUGUGGUGAUUAUGAUCCUGAUACAUAUAAUGUGAAUUGUGCUAGAACAGUUCUCAUACGCAUUGAUAAGAACUGGAUUAGAAUUUCACGACCAAAGCGAGCAGUAUUAAAACAUGCUUUUCAUACAGAUCCAACUCAUUCUGGUUCAGAACCGUCGAUGUGUGAGCAAAGUAUUCACGAUUUAACUGGCGCCUUAGUUGAUUUGCGGCCUAAACAUCUGGCUAAACGACGUUGGUGGAGUCGUAAAUAUCCAAUUCAUAUUCGUUUUCCUUCUAAAACCAGAACAAAAAUAUUCGAUACUUCAUCUAACAAAACCCUUUCGAUGGAUACUUAUCCAUUAACUUCAAAUGGAAUGCAUCGUUCCAAUUCGGAUUCUGUUUUAACAUCGAUAUUUUUUUUCUCACAUAAAUUGCAAACUUUUUUUUUAGGUACCGAUGUUUCUUUAGAAGAAUCAGAAGGAUUCGAUCUUUAUUUGUUUGCUCGUAGUCCUCGGGAGAAAGAACGAUGGUUUCAUGUAUUUAUGUCACAUUUUAAUAACAUAAAGUUAGAAAAUGCUCCAAAGCAAGAGUUGAAUGUAAUUUUUAUGGAUCUUGGACGAAACAAGUGGAAAGCAGGUCGCUGUGACACUGAUUCACAGUUGCUUUUAUCUAUUAAUGGAUUUGUUUUUUCCCUUUUUUUUAGGGUCUUUUUUGAUUUUUGUCGUGAUCCAUAUUGGUCGGAACAAGUGCGGCAAAAAUUGCAGUCGAAAUUGGCUACGAUUCAUCUACCUUAUUUUAUUGAAGUACUUGAAUUAUCAAGUCUCGAUCUGGGCAGGACGUCGCCUUCGAUAACUGCAGUUUAUUCUCCUAUAGUGGAUCACUGGGGAUUAUGGUUUGAUUUUGAAAUGGAAUAUCGAGGUGGUUUUCAUUUGGUUAUUGAAACAAAAGUAAACCUAAUGAAAUUAAAAUCAGAUCCACGUGAGCUUGAAAAAGAGCGUCCGAGAGAGGAUUAUUUCAGUCGAUAUUCGGAUGAAAAUUUGCCCGAGUCGCCUGAAACUAGUGCUGAUGAAGAUUUUGGUUCAAAACUUGAGAAGACCACGACAGUGAAAGAACGUCCCGGGAAAAAAUUAUUGUCAGUGGUGGAUAAAAUCGCUAAUAGUAAAUAUUUUCAAGAAGCUUCAGAAUUGAAACCAGUUAAGAAGAUGAUGGAAGAAAUUUCAUCUACUCGUUUAAUGUUAAAUGUGGAAAUAACUUUUCUCCAAGGAACUAUGACCAUAAAUAUUCCUCCUCCUCCUUCCGACCGACUCUGGUAUGCCUUUCGUCGACCACCUAAGAUAUCCAUUAAAUGUAUACCUCAGGUUGGUGACAGAUGUGUCGAUAUGACCUCCGUUUCUGAUUGGAUUGAAAACAAACUUCGGCUGCUUCUUGAAAAAUGCCUUGUUUGUCCCAACAUGGAUGAUAUUAUUGUACCCGCAAUGAGUGGUAAUGCUCUGCUAAAAACUGGCUAUAAUUUAUGA